AUGAAGAAGCAGAGAACGACCGCUGCGGAGGUAGGCGGCACCUCGGCUUCGUUCCCAGACAUCGUGACGCUCGUGCACACGCACCUGGCGCCGAUGCUGAAACCCCAGGACACCUACAACUUUUUGGUCAGCUGCACUGGCUCCUUGAACCAAGGCGUCCGCGAUGGCAUCGCCACCAAGGCGUUGCUGUACUACUACAAGUACGACAGCGCGCACUUUGGUCUCAAGUGCGGAGGUGACUGGCACCAGUUGAUUCCCGUUUGCAUCCAGGGAGCUCGUGGGCGCUGUGCGUGCAAUUGGGAUGACAAAAACAGAGAGGACAGCAUACCAGAGGACCUACCGCUCCCCAAGGUGCUGGAUGCUCGAACACAACUGCUGGGAGCCAUGUGCCUCCUGUACGAAGGAAUUCGGCCCUUCAGAGUGGUGCAGAUGUAUCGUGGAAGUACCUGCGUGCCUGCUACCAUGCAGCCAGUUGUGUUUUCGCUGGCCGAAGCUUACAGAAAAGAAGAGGAGACGCCCACACUAAUCGACACGGACGACGUCGAGGAGCUAGCACGCCUGAUGAAUGCUGUCGAACCGGGGUUUGGCACGCACUUCUUCUUCGCCUCCGACGAAGAACCUGCCAACGUGUUGGAGGCGCACUGGAAAGGGAUCCAGUUUGACGAAGGCAGCGGUACGACGACGUGUGAGUUCUGCGAGAACUACGAGCAGACAAGACGUUCGCGACGCUAUUGCCACCGAGGCGCUGCUGUACUAUUACAAAUGAUGCGUCUCCACUGCGCGGCAGUGUACCAGCCCAUGAAGCGCUUCAUGCUGCAGCACCUCAAGCACGUGCGCUACGUGCGUCCGCCUCGUGGCUGGGACACCAGGACCGCCAACGGCAUGAGACUCAUGGGGCUCAUCGCCGGAAUCACCUCGGGCGGCGUGCUCUGCGGCGUGUACGUGACGAGCGUGGGCAUUCCGCGCCAAUGGAUCAAGAACCACCUGGCACCCGGACACUUUACGACAGGUACGAAGGUGGCGGCGUGA
Molecule: messenger RNA, 1029 nt
Organism: Phytophthora sojae
Lineage: Eukaryota; Oomycota; Peronosporomycetes; Peronosporales; Peronosporaceae
Exons: 3
Coding region: 1-1029 (342 amino acids)
Source: RefSeq, a predicted model, not a curated record